Helobdella robusta is the source of this 318-nucleotide messenger RNA. RefSeq lists its product as hypothetical. NCBI's taxonomy places the organism in Eukaryota, Metazoa, Annelida, Clitellata, Rhynchobdellida, Glossiphoniidae. The transcript has a single exon. Bases 1 to 318 code for a protein of 105 amino acids. The record is from RefSeq and is a predicted model, not a curated record.
AUGGUUCCAUUACAUGGUCACGUGGGCUACGAUAAAACUAAUGCAACAGACUCGAUUUUUCGCGGAGUCGUUAAAACAUCUGAUGGAACUUGUCCGUUAGAGCCAAGAGAUAUUCCUGCAUUCUUUGAACACGUAGAAAAAUUUUUUCGAAACUAUCACGUAGACGGAGAAAUUCAAGCCAAUUUGUUGAUAAUGAGUUUGAACGAAAAGGCCAAAACAUGGUUGCAUACUAUUUCCGCCGACGGUCUGAAGGAUUAUAGCGAAAUUAAGACUCAUUCUGCAGGAGUUCAGGUUAAACCCGACAAAAUUGAGAGAUGA